AUGGAUUUUUAUCAAGAUCGUGUUGAUAUGAUCACUGUUGAUAUUGAAGAAGCUCAUGCACUUGAUGAAUGGCCAAUUGGUAGUCGAAUAUGUUAUGCACAAUCAAAAUGUGAUGAUGAUCGAAUUCGUAUUGCCAAUGAUUUUAUCAAAGCAACAGGCUAUCGAAUUCCAUUAUUAAUCGAUCCAGUAUCAAAAAAUAAUCCAUUUAGUGAAGUUUAUAGUGCAUGGCCAAUUCGAUUUUAUGUUAUUGAUCAUAUGAGAAAAAUUAGUUAUAUUGCUCAACCGAUUGAAGGCUCAUAUCCGUUAGAAUUGAUUAAAAAUGCAUUAGAUGAAGCCAUCCAGAAAUGUCAAUAA
This is a messenger RNA of Rotaria sp. Silwood2, 354 nucleotides long. Lineage: Eukaryota; Metazoa; Rotifera; Eurotatoria; Philodinida; Philodinidae. The record is from the annotation of a GenBank genome assembly.